CUGAGGGAGGGAUCAUGAGCAGAGUCUGCAUUUACAGGCAAGUGACACCCAGGAGCCACAGGCUUCUGUAAGUACGAGGUCUGUGCGAGACCCAAGUCAUAGCAAUGGCAUUGUCACUGGAAGAAUUUGUCCACUCUCUUGACCUCAGGACCCUGCCCAGGGUCCUAGAAGUCCAGUCAGGCAUCUACUUUCAAGGCUCUAUUUAUGAAAUGUUUGGAAAUGAAUGCUGUUUGGCAACAGGAGAAGUGAUUAAAAUUACUGGACUCAAAAUUAAAAAAAUCAUAGCUGAAAUUUGUGAGCACAUUGAAGGUCGUGAAUCUCCGCAACCAUUUGAACUGCCUAUGAAUUUUCCAGGUCUUUUUAAGAUUGUGGCUGAUAAAACUCCAUACCUUACUAUGGAAGAAAUUACCAGGACCAUCCAUAUUGGACCAAGUAGACUGGGGCAUCCUUGCUUCUAUCAUCAGAAAGAUAUGAAACUGGAGAAUCUCUCCAUAAAGCAAGGUGAGCAAAUCAUGCUCAACUCAGUCGAAGAAAUCAAUGGAGAAAUAAUGGUGAACUGUGGAGUGAUAAGGAAUCAUCAAAAUCACUCAUUUACUUUGCCUUUGUCACAAGAAGGAGAAUUCUAUGAGUGUGAAGAUGAACAUAUUUAUACUCUAAAGGAGAUUGUUGAAUGGAAGAUCCCCAAGAACAGAACACGAACUGUGAAACUCACAGGUUUUUCAAAUAAGUGGGACUUAACGAAUCCAUUCCCUAAAGGCUUUUAUGGUGCUCUGAUACUCAAGCCUGUUUAUGAAAUUCAAGGUGUGAUGAAAUUUCAAAAGGAUAUAAUCCGCAUCCUCCCCAGUUUAGAUGUUGAAGUCAAAGACAUUACUGACAGUUAUGAUGCCAACUGGUUUCUUCAGCUGUUAUCUACACAAGAUCUUUCUGAAAGGACCAGUAAAGAGUUCCCCAUAGUGGCUGAAGUCAUAGAACCACCUCAAGGAAACCAUCUCCCCAGAAGCAUUUUACAGCCUGGAAAAACCAUUGUGAUUCACAAAAAGUAUCAGGCAUCUAGGAUCUUAGCUUCAGAAAUUAGAAGCAAUUUUCCUAAAAGACACUUUUUAAUCCCCACUAGCUAUAAAGGCAAGUUCAAGCGACGACCUCGGGAGUUGCCAACAGCUUAUGACCUGGAGAUAGCGAAGAGUGAGAAGGAAGCUCUCCACGUGGUGGCCACCAAAGCCUUCCACCCCCUUCAUGAUGAGUUGUCAUCCGUGUCUGUUGGGGACCAGUUUCUAGUGCAUCACUCACAGACGACUGAAGUCCUCUGUGAGGGAAUCAAAAAAGUGGUGAACGUUCUGGCCUGUGAAAAAAUCCUCAAAAAUUCAUAUGAGGCAGCACUGCUCCCUUUGUACAUGGAAGGAGGCUUUGUGGAGGUGAUCCAUGACAAGAAACAGUACCAGAUUUCUGAGCUCUGUGCACAGUUCCACUGGCCCUUCAAUGUGAAGGUCUCUGUGAGAGAUCUUUUCAUCGAAGAAGACAUUCUGGCUGCUACUCCAGGACUGCAGUUGGAGGAAACCAUCACAGACACUUACCUACUCAUAAGUGACUUUGCCAACCCCACUGAAUGCUGGGAAAUUCCAGUCAGCCGCUUGAAUAUGACCGUUCAGUUAGUUAAUAAUAAUUUGUCUCAGGAUACAGGGUCAAUUGUAGUCAAGGCUCUGACUGAAGAGAUCACGGAAGAACAAUAUUACAUGAUGCGAAGAUAUGAAAGCUCUUUCUCGCACCCCCCACCUCGCCCCCCCAAGCACCCCUCAGUGGGAGAAGCAAAGCUAACUCUGCUAAAUGUGGCAGAAGAAAAGACUGUGGGUCUGCCUAAGUCCCCCAAGAGUCUCCAUGUAGAUAUAUCCAAGAAACUGCACUCCAAUCAAGUUGGCCUGGAUUCAAAAGUACCAGCUGGUUGUCAAAAUUCUUUGGCCAACUUGGAGAAAGAGAGAAGCAAGAGUGGGGCACUGCAGCAGCAGGCACUGAUGUAACCACAGAAAUCUUCAAAAAUGAAAAACAUCAAAAAUAACAAGAUUUGACUGAAGCCACUGGUAAUGAAAACAAAUGUUUCAAUGGAAAAGUAAGCAUAGCUUUCUGGCUGAAAAACAACUACUUCCCAAUGGCCUUCCCAAGAAACUUGACUUACCCAUGCAAAGAACAAAACAACUUUAAAAGUUUUAAGAGAUAAAACAAAGAAGAGACCUAUGUAAAGAAUUCAUAUAAUCUACCCUGUUGUACCAAAAUCUUUAUGCAUGGUUUCAUUGUUACUAGGACAUAUUUAUUGAAUGUGCACAUUUUUUGUGGUUAAUUCCACUAACAAUUAUUAAGCAACUGAAAAAUAAUUUGACUUUCAGUUUCUGAGUAAAACCAGCAUGAAGUAGGAUGACAGCUCACCAAGUAUUUACUUCUAUUUUCACAGUUGCUUUUGCCAUUUUUCUGGUGUUAAAAUCAUUCCCUUUAAAAUUAACUCUAAAAAAAUUAUAUCUGAGAGUGAUUUAAAAUACCCAGGCUUCUUAUCUCAUUCUCUUAGAACUGUAAAAAUGAGUUUUACUUCAUGUUUUUAGUUUGUUUUGGAAAUACUCUGUAAAUAAGUGUGUUUGAGGCUUUAACCGCUCAAGCCUUGGUGAGUCACAGUGAUUUUUCCACAACUUUCGUCCCUAUUUUCUAACAACCAGAAUUCAUGAUUGCAAUAUCAGCAAAGUGCUGAUAAUAUACCUUAUUAUUUUAUGUGAUGUAUGUUAGAUAACCCUUUAGGUUGAUGUUUAUUAGGAUUGUAGGGAAACCAUUUUAUUUAUGUAUUGUCAUGUAUUAAAUAUAUAAAGAUAAUAUUAUUUUGCAUCUAACAAAAUGAAGAGACAGAGAAAUUUCUCAUUGAAGUUAUAUCGGAGUUAUAUAUGAAGUUAAUGUAAGUCCUUGGUUUUGUUCACAUGUUAUACUCUUUACAAAAGUUACUUUUUCUAUCUCAUCAUUAUUUUAUGUACAGAAAUUAUUCAUUGGGUUAGUACCAAAGAGUUUCUGAUGACAACAAAUGAGUCAAUUUUUCAACAGAAAAAGAAAAUUACGGUUAGAGAUCUUUUACACAAUGUUUAUAUUGCCGUCAGGUACCCCUUAACAAUGUUUCGGACAAUGAUGGACCCCAUAUACAAUGGUGGUUCCAUAAGUUUAUAAUGGGGCUGAAAAACUUCCAUUGCCUAGGGACGUCAUGGCCAUCAUAACAUUGUUGCACGAAGGUUGCAAAAAAGCAACAAGUCUGUGGAUGAGAUGGCACACAACCUUAACCUGAGUGUGGGCGAGGAUGACUUGGAGGCGCUCUCAGAGGUUGUUCCUCAGCAACUGAUUUGUGAGUUGUUGCAACUAGUUGAAGACUAGGCAAGAGAAAAGGAAAACGCGGGACAAGAAAGAGAAGAAGAACCCCUGAGGAAAAUGAGUGGAGCAUUUAGCAGAAGCUUUUUCACACCUCCCCAAAUUCCUCAAAAUGUUUGACAACAGGGACCCCCGAUACCAAAAGAUAAUCACGGUACAUUAACUAUUUACGAGCAAAUCUGUGAUGAAAAACACAAAGGAGCCAAGCGAACCAUCAUGGACACAUUUCUGAAAAGAGCGGCACCUCCUCCAGGAGAGCCUCAGGCAGGUCCUUCAGGAGGUGUUCCAGAAGAAGGCGCUGCCCUCCCAGGAGUUGACAGCUCUAUGGGUACAGAAGGGGGAAAGUGGAAGAGGGUGGUGUUGAUGAUCCUCACCCUGUCCAGGCCUGGGCUACUGUGUGUUUGUACCUUAGUUUGUAACAAAAAAAAUUUUUAAUUAUGAAAAAGGCUUAUAGAAUAAGACUAUAAAGAAAAAAGUAUUUUUGUACAGCAGUAAAAUAUGCCUGUGUGUUAAGCUAAAUGUUAUUAUAAAGGAAUUGAAGAGUUCAAAAAUUAAAAACUACAUAUAGUAAAAAAGAAGUUACAGUAAGCUAAGGUUAAUUCAUUACUGAAGAAAGAAAAAUCUGUUCUAUGAAUUUAGUGUAGACUAAGUGGACAGUGUUUAUAAACUGUCUGGUAUUAGACGGUAAUGUCCUGGGCCUUCUUGCUCACUCCUCAGUCACUCCCCGACUCCCCCACAGCAACUUGUAGUCCAGUAAGCUCCAUUCAUGAUGAAUGUCCUGUACAGGUAUACCAUUUCUUGUUUUAUACUGUAUUUUACUGUACCUUUUCCAUGUUUGGAAUAUGUUUAAAUAUACAAAUACUUUCCAUUGUGUUACAGCUGUCAGUAUUCAGUACAGUAACAUGCUGUACAGGUUCAGAACACUGUACCACAGAGCCAAGGCGUAUGGCAAGCCAUACCAUCGAGGGUUUUGUAAGUGCACUCUGGGGUUUGCACAGUGAUGAAAUUUCCUAAUGGUGCAUUUCUCAGAAUGCAGCUCCACUGUUAAGUGGCACAUAACUGCUCUGAUUCAGCUUACUUUCCCUUAUCUUUUAAGUGAAAGUGAAUUCUGAUUUACAAUAUCCAAAAGAUUGUUUAUCAAUUUGGUGUGGUAACAGUACUAAUUAAAAUUUCUGAAAAUUUCUGGGAUGGCCUCUGAGAACAACAUCUUGCUUGUUUCAGCCUCUAAGAAAAAGAUCUUUUCAUCUGAUGCCCCCACGAGUGGUUACUGCAACGCACAGAGAGGCCUUUCUCAACUGAACAACCUUGGCCAGCUCAUGUUUUAUUUUUAAAUAAUAAUGGGUACUUAGUUGUGAUUUUUCAGAACAGUUGGGAUAUGAGAACAAUUAAAUCUGUCCAUUUAGUAAGUACAAUUCUUUGAUUAGAAAAAUCAAGAGACUGUCCCUCUUAGUUUGGUUUUACAUCAUGAAGGGCUUUCCAGUGGAAAUCAUACAUAACAUUUCUAAUUUAAUAUAAAUUUUCCUGUGUACUGGGCUUUCAGUUCUUUGAUAUUGAAAAGUGUUAAUAAGGUUUAUUAACCUUAUGCUCAUUGAUGGAAGAUUUGGGGAGGUUGAAAAUAAAUUUUCUCAUUUUAA
Messenger RNA from Phyllostomus hastatus (greater spear-nosed bat), 5018 nucleotides. It is a transcript of the gene THEMIS, whose product is annotated as thymocyte selection associated. Lineage: Eukaryota; Metazoa; Chordata; Mammalia; Chiroptera; Phyllostomidae. The coding region runs from base 105 to 2012 and encodes 635 amino acids. Gene Ontology annotation, biological process: T cell receptor signaling pathway. The transcript has 6 exons. The record is from RefSeq and is a predicted model, not a curated record.